Molecule: messenger RNA, 1191 nt
Organism: Lasiosphaeria miniovina
Lineage: Eukaryota; Fungi; Ascomycota; Sordariomycetes; Sordariales; Lasiosphaeriaceae
Exons: 3
Coding region: 1-1191 (396 amino acids)
Source: RefSeq, a predicted model, not a curated record
AUGGGCGUCACGGGGUCGGGGAAAUCAACUUUCAUCAGCCAUUUCUGUCCAGAAGCGGCCGUCGGCCAUACGCUGGAGUCUUGUCGGUCACCACCCGAGCUCGGAGUCGAACAGGCAUGUGCUAAUAUAGCUGUCUUUCUCGGCCCAGGCACGAGAAACGUCGCCAUUUACCAUUACCCUCGCCGGGAUGGCGUCUCGGUCUACCUGGUCGAUACUCCAGGGUUUGACGACACCUACAAGACGGACACCGACAUACUGCGGGAUAUUUCGGACUGGCUCAACCGAUCGUACGAAACCCGCGUCCUGCUCUCGGGCAUCAUCUACCUUCAUCGCAUUUCCGACGCGAGGGUGGGCGGAUCUAGCAUGCAAAACCUGCGAAUGUUCAAGAAACUCGUUGGCGAGGACAACCUGAGCAACAUUGUCCUCGCCAGCACAAUGUGGGGCAUGGUGCCAGAUCUCAACGUCGCGGUUGCGCGGGAGGCGGAACUACAGAACAAGGACGAUUUCUGGGGCCAAAUGAUCAAGAAUGGGAGCCGAGUCUUUCGGCAAGACCGUGGCGCCGAGUCGGCCGCCGAGAUCCGGGAUAUGGUCGACAGGAGCCUCUCCCUGGAUCAGACUGCAGCCGGCAAGGAGGUGCAAGGCGAGAUGGCCAAGCAGCGGGCCGAGUACGAGAAGAGAGUGGCAAACGUUCGUGAGGAGAUGCACGAGGCCAUCCGAAAUCAGGACAAGGAGCACCAGACGGAACUCGAGAACCUGCAAAAGGAGCUGGGGGCAAAGCUUCGCUCUAACGAAGACGCUAUAGAGAGGCUGAAGUCGGGCAAGGACGAGAUCCGCCGCGAGAUGGAGGCGAAGUGGGAGGAGGAGCGCCAGGCCCUCACCCGGCGAUUCGAAGCCCAGCAAGCCGCCCGUGAACGGGAGCAGAAGGCUCGUGAAGAGGAGGAGCGCCGGGCCCUCAUUAGGCAAUUCGAAGCCCAGCAGGCUGCUCGCAAAGAAGAGCGCCAGUCCCUCGUCAGACAACAGAAAGCCCAGCAGGCUGCUCGCGAGGAGGAGCGCCGGCGUAAAGAGGAAUUCCAGCGGCAUAUGCAGGAGGAGCUGUUUCGCCAUCUCAUCUAUACUAACCCUUUGCUACAUUCACGAACCGCGAAGAUCCAGCUCGUCCUCUCCCUCGGCGGCGCAAUCGGUGCCGGUUGA